UUUGGCCGUUGCGUCCCGACCUUAUUACUGUGAUGGAGGAUUCCGGCAUCCAGCGAGGCAUCUGGGAUGGAGAUGCCAAGGCUGUCCAACAGUGUCUGACAGAUAUUUUCACCAGCGUUUACACCACCUGCGACAUUCCUGAGAACGCUAUAUUCGGUCCCUGCGUCCUGAGCCAUACUUCCCUGUACGACAGCAUAGCUUUCAUAGCCCUCAAGUCCACCGACAAAAGAACAGUUCCUUAUAUCUUCCGGGUAGACACCUCAGCGGCAAGUGGUUCCUCGGAAGGCCUCAUGUGGCUGCGUCUGGUCCAAUCAGCCAGAGAUAAAGAGGAGCAGAAUCUGGAGGCCUAUAUAAAAAACGGACAGCUGUUUUACCGCUCUCUCCGCAGGAUUGCCAAAGACGAGGAGUUACUAGUUUGGUACGGGAAAGAACUGACUGAGUUACUCUUGCUCUGCCCCUCUAGACCCCACAGCAAAAUGAAUGGGUCGUCCCCUUACACAUGCCUGGAAUGCAGCCAACGUUUUCAGUUUGAAUUUCCCUACGUGGCGCAUCUGCGCUUCCGCUGCCCCAAGAGAAUUCACAGCGCGGACCGGAGCCCCCAAGACGAGCAAGGCGGCGGCGUGGGCGCCAAGGACCACGGGGGCGGCGGCGGCGGCAAGGACCAGCAGCGGCUGCAACAGGAGGCGCCCUUGGGCCCGGGCCCCAAGUUCUGCAAAGCCGGCCCCAUCCACCACUACCCGGCCCCCUCCCCCGAGGGCAGUAACCCUCCCGCGCCCGGCGGCGGCGGCGGCGGCGGCACCAAGCCAUCCACGGACUUUCACAACCUGGCCCGGGAGCUGGAAAACUCCGGGGGCGGCGGCAGCUGCUCCCCGGUCCGGAGCCUGAGCAGCGGCGGCAGCGGCCACCAGGAGGCGGAGCUGAGUCCCGACGGCCACGCCGCCGGCGCGGGCAAAGGGAAGAGGAAAUUCCCCGAGGAGGCGGCCGAGGGCGGCGGCGGCGCGGGGCCGGUGGGGGGCCGCGGCCGCCUCGCCGAGCGGCCCCUGCCCGCCUCCAAGGAGGACCUGGUGUGCACGCCGCAGCAGUACCGCGCCGCGGGCAGCUACUUCGGCCUGGAAGAGAACGGGCGCCUGUUCGCGCCGCCCAGCCCCGAGACGGGCGAGGCGAAGCGCAGCGCCUUCGUGGAGGUGAAGAAGGCGGCCCGCGCGGCCGGACUGCAGGAGGAGGCGGCCGCGGACGGCGGGGUCACGGCCGCCGACGACCAGGAUGCGGGCGGCGGCGGCGGCGGCGGCGGCUCCUCCACGCCCGUGGCCAACUCGCCGGCCGGUGCGGAGAAGCUGCUGGCCCCGCGGCCAGGGGGCCCGCUGCCCGGCCGGUUGGAGGGCGGCAGCCCGGCCCGGGGCAGCGCCUUCACGUCCGUGCCGCAGCUGGGGGGCGGCGGCGGCGCGGGCUGUGCGGGCGGUGCGGGCGGUGCCGGCGGUGCGGGCGCGGCGUCGGACGAGCGCAAAAGUGCCUUCUCGCAGCCGGCGCGCUCCUUCGCGCAGCUGUCCCCGCUGGUGCUGGGCCAGAAGCUGAGCGCGCUGGAGCCGUGCCACCCCGGCGACGGGGUGGGCCCCGCCAGACUCUACCCCGCCGCCAGCGACCCCCUGGCCGUGAAGCUCCAGGGAGCGGCCGACCUGAACGCGGGCUGCGCGGCCCUGCCGGGCGGCGGCGGCGGCGGCCUCCCCAAGCAGAGCCCCUUCCUCUACGCCACCGCCUUCUGGCCCAAGAGCUCGGCGGCCGCGGCGGCGGCGGCGGCGGCGGCGGCGGCGGGGCCCCUGCAGCUGCAGCUGCCCUCGGCGCUCACGCUGCUGCCGCCGUCCUUCACGUCGCUGUGUCUGCCCGCGCAGAACUGGUGUGCCAAGUGCAAUGCCUCCUUCCGCAUGACCUCUGACCUGGUGUACCACAUGAGGUCGCAUCACAAAAAGGAGUAUGCCAUGGAGCCCUUGGUGAAGCGACGGCGGGAGGAGAAACUCAAGUGCCCCAUUUGCAACGAGUCCUUCAGGGAGCGCCACCACCUCUCCAGGCACAUGACCUCCCAUAAUUGACCUGGAAGGGACCCCCGCUUUCCACGCGGCGCGUACACGCACA
This is a messenger RNA of Eptesicus fuscus (big brown bat), 2127 nucleotides long. RefSeq names its product PR/SET domain 8 (gene PRDM8). Gene Ontology annotation, cellular component: nucleus. The record is from RefSeq and is a predicted model, not a curated record. Gene Ontology annotation, biological process: regulation of DNA-templated transcription. The transcript has 4 exons. Gene Ontology annotation, molecular function: protein binding. Bases 33 to 2084 code for a protein of 683 amino acids. NCBI's taxonomy places the organism in Eukaryota, Metazoa, Chordata, Mammalia, Chiroptera, Vespertilionidae.